Messenger RNA from Myxocyprinus asiaticus (Chinese sucker), 5482 nucleotides. RefSeq lists its product as uncharacterized. NCBI's taxonomy places the organism in Eukaryota, Metazoa, Chordata, Actinopteri, Cypriniformes, Catostomidae. Bases 4193 to 5224 code for a protein of 343 amino acids. The record is from RefSeq and is a predicted model, not a curated record. The transcript has 4 exons.
AAAUGUGUCCAGCGAUGCCUGAUCUGCCUAAUUUGGCCUUGCAUAACAUUUUCAUGGAAACAGAUUUGGUAUUACAUGCCUUAUAUGAUGACCAGUGUAUGUGGAAAAAUUUGAAAUGUGCUAUAUUUGCAUAGGUUUGUGAGGCAUUUGUUGACUUUACAUUUUUAGACUGAGCUCAGUUUAUUAAGUUAAUUUUUAUGACACAUCCUCAAGUCAACUGGUGCAAAAACCAAGCAUUGGCUGAGGCAAGAACGUAUCCUCAGAGAACGCAUCUCAGUUGUGGUUUUGGUAUAUCAAGCACUGUUGGAAUUAGGGGGUAUUCCCCAUUAAAAAAAAGUUUUACCCCUAAAGAGUUAAGGGACCCCCAUAACGCCAAAAUAAUGUAUCUUGGGGGGGGUCCCCUGGUGUUUAAUUAAAACUAGAAAUAUUAAAGGUGCACUCAGUAAUUUUUUCCCCAUUAAAAAGUUUUAAUCCUGAAGAAAUGAAUUGUAAUUUUGAAACAUGUAUAAAAUCCAACACUCUCACGGCGAAAUCGCCAGGAUUCGAACGACUUUUUAAAAUUUUGCUAAUUCCUAUGAUAUUGUGCGACUGCUCUCGUUUUAAUUCCCACGACUUUCACUACAGCCAAUGACAUCGCUGGACAUCGUUUACAUCUAAUACGCGACAAUUACUUGCUUCUGUCACACACAACAGCUUCCUAUCAUGUUUACACACUCUACUGAAUGGUUAAGUUUAGAUAAGGGGUUUGGGUAAGGGUAUAACAUUAAUAAGCAUGUCCUUAACGCCUCGUGCAUGAAGCUCGCACUUACUUCCGCAUUAGACAUCUGGGAAUUUGCAUGUGAUGAAAUCGUACGUGUUUAUGCGAACAAAAUCGUGCGACAUCACACGAAAUAGCCACCUCAGAAAUUAUGUACGACUUUUCAUGAGAUCGGGUUGAUAAAAUCAUGACCACUCAUAUGAGAUGAGGACUCUAGUCAUAUCAGUAACCUUAUAAAAGCUGUUUUAUUUUACAUGGGUUGGGGCGCCCUCAUGGGGGCUGCCAUUUUAAAUCACAUGACCAGCUGAUCUCAGUAACCUUCUUGUUAUUGGACAUUUUCCUCUUGGAUUAAAUUAAUCAUGGCUGAUUGUGAAUAGUAAAUUUAUAUAAAGGCAUCUGUAACUGAAAACUUCUGAUUUUGAAUGAUGCUGCAUCCACACCACUAGGUGUCACUGUCCAAGAUGACACAAUCAAAAAGAGUGCAUCAUUAAACUAUUUAUUUAUUUAUUUUUUCAAAUGUUUGCAUUGACAGAAUGCGACAUUGUCCAUUAUCUGUCCAGUUUUCAUAAAUAAUCCAAACCAGAUUUUUUUUUACGUCGGAAAAGUCUAAACAUGCUUGAGUGCGGCACUCGUUGUUUUCUGAAGGAACAUACAGACGGUGACUGAGUGACACUGGCAGAGUGGAUCCUCAUUUACACCUCACAAUGAUGGUAAAAUAUAAUUAUUUGAUAUAUGAUUGUUGCUACACCUAAAUUACUAACAUUAAAUAAUCUUUUGUCUUAGAACUAACACCUUGCCAUCUUCACCAGCAUGCGAUUGACGCUUCAUUCAACUCUAUGCAAGAGUUGUGGUUGUGAUAUUUAUAAGAAAGAGGCAGGGUUUAAGCAGGCUAAAUGAUUGGAGAAGUCCUACAUACAUCAACAGAGAGAAGUCUGUCGUUUCACCGGAAGAUUGAGUUAUGAAAUUGCUCCAAAAAGGGGCAGUCGCUCCAAAUCACCAUUGAAGAUAUAGGGAGCCUCUUACUUAACCCUUUCCCUAACCAUAUGUGGAAGAACCAUGCCCCCUUUGGGAGUAACCCCACCCCCAUUUGGAGGUAUCCGGCCUGCUGCUGUUCGAGCUGUUCGAACUGUUUGAACACUGAUGUCAAAGCUGCCUUGUGUGUGUUUACAAGCAUAUCUAAAUUCAGAGAAAUUAGAAAAAUGUUCUUUCAAAUCAGCAUCUGAAAUAUAUUCAAAGUCAUUAUUUACAUAACCUCAUGUCACUGAAGCUUUCAGUUACCAUAUGCAGUGUUCCCCAUCAGCCAUGAUUCAUUUAUACUGCUAGUGAAAGUGUCUAAAAACAGGUGGGUUAUUGAAAUAAAGUGGUAUUCAGAUGGUCAUUUGAUCUCAUGAUGUUGGCCCCCAUGAGUCGAGCUGCUCCAUGUAUUUUAUUUUUUUAUAUGUCAGAUAUUACAUCUUGUUGUUGGGGUUUAUGAUUUAAUUAUACACUUUACAUUAAGGUUAUAUACGUUAACACAAGCACAUGUAACAUUAUUAUGUUCCAAAUUAGGUUUCAAGAAAUAACAAUGAAUAUUUUUUCACACAUUAUUUCAUCUUGGAAUUCUUUGUUUAUGUUACUUAAUACAUACAUAUUUGUUCAUUGUUAGUUCAUGUUAGUUUUUAUUGAUGAUACAUUACUACUUUUUAUUAUUAAACUGUAUUAGUGUAUGUAGCCUAAUUGACAUAUACCAUGAUUAAAAAUGGUGUAAAAAUGUUGUUCAUUUUUCAUGUUAAUUAAUUGUGUAAUGUUAAUAUGAACAUGACACAACCUUAUUGUAAUGAGUUUAAUAACAUUUAAAAUUUAAUAACAAUAACAAUAACAUUUACAUUUAAUAAAGGGGACAUUCCAGAAUUGGAGGACAUUUUCUGUCCCAGACAUACAUUUUCAAAGAAUAGAUGCUCAGAAUGCUCAGAAUAUUGAAACAAAUUUAUAUAUUACUAAUAUAAAUAAAAAAAAAUAUAAUUUCAAACAUUUCAUUCAAAUUAAAACAUACCUCCUAAAACAACUAUUUUUCAUUGUCCCAUCUUGUUAAUGACCAAACUGCAUGUCAUUUUAGUCUCUUUAUUUUUUUAUUUUAUUUUUUUGAGCGGUAAGACGCGGAGACAACUGAGAUUCGUCCUCUGCCACUCGGAUUGAGGCGAGUCACUACGCCACCACGAGGAUUUAGAGCGCAUUGCGAAUUGGCCAUUCCAAAUUGGGGAGAAAAAGGGAGAAAAUAAAAAAUAAAAAUAUAUUAAAAAAAAUUAAGGCUUUUUGUCCUCCAACGUCGAGUUCUUCUAUUGACACCUUUGUGAAUCUUGUUGAGAAAGAUGUAGAAGUCCUACUUUGUCAAAAAAAAAAAAAAAAAAAAAAAAACAAACAAACAAAAAAAAAACACCCUCACCAUCCAAUGGGGGUUAUGCGCAACAAGCUUCCUUGUUCCGUAAAACAGUUCGAAUCGCUCCGGUUCUGUACGUUCUACGCUGACAUGGCAUUGUUUUACUCAAGAUGCCUUCAGGAACUACCAAACAUGAGCAUAAUCAAUGUCCAUCGCAUAUGCAGGUUGACAUCUAAAACUCCUGCCACCAAAAUGGAUAAGGGAUUUAUGCUAUAUGCUUCCUCAUACAUACGCGACUACGAGGUAUCAAAUAAAGACAGCUGACUGGUGCUGUCAGCAUCAGGGCAGCCUGUCACAGGUCUAUGAGGAAAAGCGAGAAGCUACACAGCCUGAGAGAAACGUUAGGGAUGGUUUGGGUGUUCUGUUCGAGUUCUCAGUCUGUUCCAGUUCAAGGACAGCUUUUAUCAAGCCUUUCCGAGUUGGAAUAAGAAUAGAGGAUCUGUGAUCAUGACCAAGUCCCUUUGUUAUCCUGAGACGCUUGGUAAAUGCAUGCACAGUUGUUCCAAGUUAAUUGUUGUUGUUUGUCUACUUCUUAAAAGACGAGGAUAGUGAGGUCAGUGGGGUAUAGUUGACUGACUGUAAAUCCUUGAUUCUUGAGUGCCACCUAUUAUUCCAUGUUAUUCAUAAUCAGGCCUCUUAAAUUAAAAAUCCCUCUAAUACACAGAGUAUUAACAAAUUCUGUUAUUGUAUUUAUUUUAUUAAUGGCAUUGCCAUACUUGCCCCAGCAACCUAACUAGACUGAUACUCAAAUCAAUGUCAGUGUUUGUAAAAAUUUCUCUCCAUAUACUUUUGUACAGAUUGUUCUUUGGAAUUCGGACCCUGUCAUCCUCGUAUCAAAUCGGUGCUCGUGUGUAGCUGGCACUGCAGUGUGCAACCACAUUGUUGCUUUGCUGUUUCAAACAGCACAUUAUUCAGAGCUUGAUGUGCAGGUUGUGCCCCCUGUCCACUCCUGCACUGAGACAGAGCAGCAAUGGCACAAGCCCAGAACAGCUGGAGUGAAACCUGGGCCAAUAAACAAAAUGGCCAUCACAAGACCAAGACCCACCCGGCUCAUGGAAGGAGGAAUCAGAAGUACACUCUACAAGGGCUUGGUUGGGGACCCACUUGACAUCUCUUUGCUACAGAUUGGAGACACAUACAAAGACUUUGACAUUACGGAGAAACCUUUAGUAGCAACUAUGGGCAUAUGUGAUGAGAAGACCCUUGUUGAGAUAGCUUCUGGCUUAGCACAAAAUGGGAGUGUGCUCUCUUACCAGCAGCCUAUAUUGCCCACAAAAUCGGUCAACAUGCACCAAGAUCCUCAACCUUACCCACCACUGCCUCUUGGGGAGUACAGGCUUGACCCAACAGAAUGUGUGCAUGUGUGCACUGAAGAGGAGCACUUCCACCUUAAAAGCUUGAUAGUCACACUGGACAUGGCCUAUAAAAUUGAGGCUGCCACAAGAGAGCAGGCAGCGGAACAGGAGUGGCAUCAGCUCCAUUGGCCUAGGAUCGCCUCCUCACGUUUUAGAGAGGUGCGUUUUGUCAGGGAAGUGAGUUCUGCAGAGUCUCUUGCAGAAAGAAUCCUCAAAGGAACAAGGCAGACAGCAGAAAUGAGAAGAGGUGCAGACAUGGAGUUUGAGGCAGCAGUGGAGUACUGCAAGAUGAAAAAUGUCAACUACAUGCCCUGUGGCCUCGUCAUCCACCAUGAUGCCCCUUGGCUUGAUGCCUCACCAGAUGGCUUGAUUUAUGAUCCAUUCACACAGCCACCAUUUGGACUGGUUGAGAUAAAGUGCCCUAAUGUGAAGAACUAUUUGGACUGUAAAUACCUUCAAAUGCAGCAUGGCACUUUAGCACUCCAUGAAAGCCACUCGUAUUACUGGCAGGUGCAGGGUCAACUGUUGAUCACUUGCCUGCAGUGGUGCGAUUUUGUGAUCUGUGCCCAGGAUGACAUGCUGGUGCAUUGUAUAUAUGUUGACCCGAAGGUAACAGCAGCCAUUAGAGAGAGGGUGGACCAGUUUUAUUUUAAUGUGCAUAUGCAAAAGUACCUGUCUUUCUCCAAAAGGUUGUAAUGAUUGAUGCAGGAUAAUGUGAGUUGUAAAGUUGGUUGCUUGACCAUUUUUAUUUUUCCGAUUUUUUAUAGAGUUUUUUUUUUUUUAGAGCUCUUAUGGGCAAUUUUAAUGUUUCAGUUGAUGAUUUAGAUUAUGAAAAAGUAUGUUCUUCAAAAGGUUACACAGUAAUUGUACUGUAUAUAUUGCAAUGAACAAAGAGAAAAAUGUUGUUUUUUUCCCCACACAGAUUUAUUUUUCAGUGACAAAAAUAAUUAAUAA